Messenger RNA from Naegleria fowleri, 1101 nucleotides. RefSeq lists its product as uncharacterized. The coding region runs from base 1 to 1101 and encodes 366 amino acids. The record is from RefSeq and is a predicted model, not a curated record. Lineage: Eukaryota; Heterolobosea; Eutetramitea; Acrasida; Naegleriidae. The transcript has a single exon.
AUGCGGUCCUCUCUCCGUCAGCAUGUUGUUGCUUGUUUCUCGAGCCACCAAAAUCAGCUUGCUCCUUCUUCGUUUCGGAUGUGCUCUUCUUCUCUUCAUAAGAAAGAUAUUCUCGGAAGAGGACUAAUCAGGACUAAUAGUUUAAUUAAGCACAAGGCACAAUUUUUUGUUUUUGAUAAAGUCUUUGAUAUCAGUAUAAUCAGGAAUUUUCAUUCUCAAAUUACGAAUAGAAACUCACAAACAACUGCCCCAACCACUCCUGAAUUCAGUACUGAAGAGUUAAAAAAUAUUCUAGAUGAAGUAGAAAAGACAGUUUAUGAACAUAGGUUAUUUUCUCAUAUAAAACAAAUGCCAAGCACUUCAGAAGAAGAAAUGUUUCUCAAAUGGAGCUCAAUUUCACAUUUGGUUAAUACGUGUUACUUUGAUGUUCUAUCAAAAAGAUAUCCUUCAACAUUUAAGGCUCAAUCUCAAAAUUCUUUUGUUGCUGAUGAAGGAGAAAAUCACAGCAACCUCAUGAUACAAGUUGUUUUAUUUAAGGAUGAAUUGUAUUCACGACUAGAAAAUAUGUAUGACGUAAUUAGAAGAAUGUCUAUUAAUUUUGGGUUAUCUGAAUUGAAUACAUUUGAACACAGAUUACCAGACCAUGAAAUUGAAAGUACUUACAAAGAUACUUUUAAUCUAAUAAUGGAUGAACCAAGCUCAAAUGAAAACAUCUAUCAGCUAGAACUAAAAGCAAUUGGUCAAAGUGGACCAAAUGAUCUUUAUCAGAGAAAUGAACUAACAAAACCAAUAAUUGCCAGAGCGCAAUAUCAUGUUGUUUCGAAGAAAUUUGAGUCUAAUCCUCUAUCACACUGGUUACAUUACAGAUGUUCUCUUGAGGAAUGGUAUCACAGGGCUGGAUGUAGAGAUAGAGAAUUGGUUGACAGGACCCGAGAGUUCCACGAUUGGUGUUUGGAUAUUAUUUCAGGAAAAGAAACAAAGAAAGCAAAUUCUAAGAAAUUCAAAAUAUUUAUUCUGGUGUUAAUGGUUGUCUCGUUAGCGGUUAUUGCUUUGGCCUACUUUGGAAUGUCCAUGACGAAUGACAAGAAAGUAAAGAAGUAG